AUGGCGCCAAUCGACCACGCCGCCGCAAAGGCCGAGAAGAAGGCGAAAAAGGAAAAGAAGAGAGCCCGCGAAGAGGAUGCAGCCGCCGAGACGGAGCGAAAGCAUAAAAAGUCAAAGAGUGUCGUCGCAGCAGAUGUUCCUGCGACCGAAGACUUGAAGGCCGACAAGAAAAAGAAGAAGAGCAAGAAGGAUAAGCACGCCGAAGAUGCUACCGCGCCACAAGAAAGCGAAUCAGCUGUAGUCGACGAAGCCAAGCCCGAAAAGAAGCACAAGAAGAAGAAGCACCGCGAUGCUGAAGUCGAUACCGAAGAGGCAGAGGCCCCAGUAGACGGCGAGAAGAAGAAGAAGAAGAGCAAGAAGAAUAAGGAUACUGAAGAUAACACCGAUAAGCAGAAGCAGAGUGAAGAUGCCGCGCCCUCCGACGCUGAUGCUAUGGAUAUCGACAUGCCUCCUCCUGCCAAACCUUCAAAGUCCAGCGACGAUAUUUACCAACCUCCCGAUAUCCCCGCGAACCCUCAAUUCCCUUUCUUCACCCAGACCGUGUCGCUCUACGAGCCUCUUUUCCCAAUUGGCUGGGCGCAACCCGUCACGAACUGCCAGUUCCAACAUUUGCAACACCUCCAGAACAAGUACGUGCCUUCGCUGCGCGGUGUUUUUCUCGACUACAGGGACGUCGCUUUUGGCGAGAACCCCGGUCGCAACGGUGCUGCUACAGACGACGAGACACCCACGACUGUCAUGGCCAAGGGUGAGGCCGCUGUUGGUUGGGGAUGGAUCACCGCCGAGGUCGACCUUUUCGUUCCCAGCCGUGGUGCCUGGAUGGAGGGAAGUGUCAACUUGCAGACCGAGGGACACAUUGGUGUUGUUUGUUUUGGCAAGUUCAACGCUUCGAUCGAGGCUCGUCGACUUCCGCCCGACUGGAAGUGGGUUCCCAACGAGUCCCCCGACGCUCAAGGCUUCGAGGAGACCGCUUCAGUCAUCACCGCCGACGACCACGGUGUAAUCCGCCAGAUCCACAGCACCGGCUUCUGGGCCGACGGCAGCGGCGACAAGGUUAAGGGUAAGAUCCGUUUCCGGAUACGCAACUUUGACGUCGGCACCAGCGGCGAGAUUAGCUAUCUCAGCUUGGAGGGUACGAUGCUGGACAAGGCUGGCGAGAAGGCCGUCGUGGCCGAGGAGGCGGAGACUGCCAAGAUGCGACAGGGCAAGAAGGGUCGAAGAAGACAUAUCCCCGAGUUCGCCAUGACGCGCUUCACCGUGGAUGAACAGGAGCAGACGCAGGACAAUGAGGAGGAGAAGCGCGAGGUGUUGGCGCUUCCCGAGGAUCAAUAA
Fusarium poae is the source of this 1332-nucleotide messenger RNA. RefSeq lists its product as uncharacterized. Bases 1 to 1332 code for a protein of 443 amino acids. Gene Ontology annotation, biological process: DNA-templated transcription initiation. The transcript has a single exon. The record is from RefSeq and is a predicted model, not a curated record. NCBI's taxonomy places the organism in Eukaryota, Fungi, Ascomycota, Sordariomycetes, Hypocreales, Nectriaceae. Gene Ontology annotation, cellular component: RNA polymerase I complex.